GCCGGCCUUCAUUUUCCGGCCGCGCUCGAACGGGCCAGGCGGGACUUCCUGUGGCGGUCUUGAAGCCGGUACAGUCAGCGGGAGGAGGCAUGGCGACCCCGGAACCCUGCCUGUGGCUGCACAGCCCUCCCGGAGGGCCGCCCCCGAUCCCGUUGCCUCCCGCGGGCCGCAGUCUCGUGCUGGGUCGGGGACCACUGACUCGAGUCACCGACCGGAAGUGCUCUCGCAGCCAAGUGGAGCUGUGCGUGGACCCCGAGUCUCAAGUUGUGAUGGUGACGCAGCUGGGCGUGAACCCCUCCACGGCUGGGGGCACCCAGCUGAAUCCCGGCUCCCACGCACCGCUGGCCGUCGGGGAGACGCUGCUGCUGGUGAACGGCCUGUACCCGCUGACCCUGCGCAGCACCGCGGGGGCCCCGGAGCCCGACCCCCAGGUGCAGGAGGAGGCGCAGGGGGCCCCGCCAGAGCCCCCCACAAAGCGGCUCCGAGGCCCCCACGGCUGGCAGGAGCUCGGGCCCCUGCUGGUGUUCACGGCCCCCGGGGCCCGCGCCAGCAAGAAGGUGGCGGGCUUCGACCUGGAUGGGACCCUCAUCACCACCCGCUCUGGGAAGGUCUUCCCCACGGGCCCCGAGGACUGGAGGAUCCUGUUCCCGGAGAUCCCGAAGCGGCUCCGAGAGCUUGAGGCCGACGGUUACAAGCUAGUCAUCUUCACCAACCAGUUGGGCAUCGGGCGAGGUCGGCUGCGACCCCAAGACUUUCAGGCCAAGGUGGAAGCCGUGCUGGAUGCCCUGGGGGUCCAUUUCCAGGUGCUGGUGGCCACAAGCUCGGGGCUUUACCGGAAGCCAGUGACAGGCAUGUGGGAUCACUUGUGUGAGCAGGCCAACGAGGGAGUCCCUGUUUCCCUGGCCGACAGCGUCUAUGUGGGAGAUGCUGCAGGACGCCAAGCCAACUGGGCUCCUGGCCGGAAGAAGAAGGAUUUCUCUUGUGGGGACCGGCUGUUUGCCUUGAACCUUGGGCUGCGAUUCUCAACUCCUGAAGAGUUUUUCUUGAACUGGGCCCCGGCCCCUUUUACACUCCCAGACUUUGACCCGAGAACUCUGAGCCCCACAGGGCCGCUGUGCCUGCCCCCCACUGGGCCUCUCGUGGGCCCUGGCCCCGAGAUCAUCGUUGCUGUUGGUUUCCCCGCGGCUGGGAAGUCAACUUUUCUCCAGGAACACCUGGUGUCAGCUGGCUACGUCUAUGCAAACCGAGACACUCUGGGCUCUUGGCAGAAGUGUGUGGCGCUGUGCACCGAGGCCCUGAAGGCUGGGGGCCGUGCCGUGGUGGACAACACCAACCCUGACCCCACGAGCCGGGCCAGGUAUAUCUCAUGUGCCAAGGAUGCCGGGGUCCCCUGCAGAUGUUUCCAUUUCACGGCUUCCCUGGAUCUGGCCCGACACAAUAACCGGUUCCGAGAGAUGAUUGGUUCUGCCCACCCCUCGGUUUCUGACAUGGUCCUGUUCAGCUACAGGAAGCAGUUUGUCGCUCCCUCUCUGACCGAGGGCUUCUCACAGAUCCUGGAGAUCCCCUUUCGCCCAUGUUUCACGGAUGCCCAGCACGCAUCUCUUUACCGUCAGUUCUCAGAAGGCUGAGUCCACCCUCCCCGCCAAUAAAAGUUAUUUUCAUGGCACCUC
Molecule: messenger RNA, 1670 nt
Organism: Vombatus ursinus (common wombat)
Lineage: Eukaryota; Metazoa; Chordata; Mammalia; Diprotodontia; Vombatidae
Gene: PNKP
Product: polynucleotide kinase 3'-phosphatase
Exons: 16
Coding region: 90-1628 (512 amino acids)
Biological process (GO): DNA repair
Cellular component (GO): nucleus
Molecular function (GO): polynucleotide 3'-phosphatase activity; protein binding; ATP-dependent polydeoxyribonucleotide 5'-hydroxyl-kinase activity
Source: RefSeq, a predicted model, not a curated record